Messenger RNA from Adineta ricciae, 1302 nucleotides. The record is from the annotation of a GenBank genome assembly. Lineage: Eukaryota; Metazoa; Rotifera; Eurotatoria; Adinetida; Adinetidae.
AUGAUCGAAGUGGAGGACGAACGGAUGCGCUUUUCUACACAUACGCUUUCAUCUAUCACAAGUUAUACGAAGAUGUCUGAACCGGCAGUAACUACUCCGCCAGCAAGUCCAACGCCGAAAGACGAUGAAGUGAAGAAAGCCGCGACAACAGCUGCGGCUAACACGAAGAAGUUCGAAGGCGAUGGACUUCCAUUUCGAGCCAAAUUAAUCGGAAUGGAAGAUUUAACUGUGGAUCGAGAUGAAAAAAUUUGUCUUGAUUCGAUGUUUAAAUUGAAAGCUGUUGUGCGUGCCCGUGGUGAACACAAACAACGAAUUCAAUUGAACUUAACGAUGACGACAGUAAAAAUCACCGAUGAGACUACUAAAGCACAAAUUGCUUGCCAUGAAAUUGAACGUAUAUCGUUUGUCGUAAUUGAUCCACGUGACACUCGAGCAUUCGGAUAUAUUUAUAACACAUCGGACGAUCGUCAUCAAUUUUGGGCUAUUAAAACGGAACGAGCUGCCGCAGCAACAGUACUGGCGUUGAAAGAACUUUUCGAGUUAGCUUUUGAGAAAUAUACGAAUGACGUCAAACUAAAAGAAAGCGAAAGCAAACCUGCAGAAACAACACCAAAUGGUGCUACAUCGCCAGUAUUGCCACCACAAGCUAAUGCAGGUUCGAUCAUUUCACCAUCAGCGGGAUCACUUCUGGAUGAUAAUUCAAUCUGGGAUACAACUCCGAGCCCAACGACGCCACCUACUCAACCUGUUGUUGUUGUUGCUGCUGCUAGCAGUGGUCUAGACUUAUGGGGUACAAACGACUCUACACCAGCUGUUGCACAGAAUCCGGCACCAAAAGCUGAAGAGUCUUUGGACAGCGUUUUUGGCGAUCUUUCUUUUACAACAACAUCGGCGCCAUCAACAACAACAACUACUACUACAAACUCAUUACUGGAUGCAUUUUCUACUCCCAUCACAACACCGCAAACACAAUUACCUAAUCUAUACGGCAAUUCCUUUGCUACACCUAUUCAAACAAAUCCAAUAAACACGAUGCCGAAUUAUCUUCAACCACAAACGCAGCAACAACGUCCAAUCACACCUACAUCAAUACUUCUUCAACCUCAACAAUCCCAAUUGAGUUCGAUGACUCCUUCGCCUAUCUCACCGACCCCUCCACCGCCGGUCACAAGUCCAUUUGCUGGCCUUGAUAUUUUAGGAGGCUUCAAUCCCGGGGCAACAGCUAAAACUACCAAAGAAUCAUUUUUCCCUUCAGCAGCACCCAAAACCAUACAGCAAAUGCAAAUAGAAAAGCAGCCAUAA